UAGUUGGGUGAAGUUUGCAGAGAUGAAAAUGGCUCGCAAGUUUUGAAGCAAAGCCAGAAAAAAAGCUUCAUUUCCAAGCUUAAGGCUAUCCCCAAAUUAGCAUAAAAUACCAUCUUAGCAGGAAUGUCAGAACCAGAUUAGUGGGCUCUCGACAACUCUUGUUUUUCUUUCUCUGUCCUUACUUGCCAACCCUUGUUUUUAUACUCUUAUAUAUAUGUAUAUUAAUUUUACAUCUCGUUGCUUCUCGGACACUCUUGUCUUUCUUCUCCACCAGUUUGAGAGCCACAGCCUGUGCUCCAAUUGACUAAGCGUUUUGCAGAGCCAGAGGCAAACUCUUUCCCUCUGUCUUCUUGCCCACCCCAGGAAUAUGACUUGUCUCUGUAGGCCUGUUGAUCUUUCUCUAUAUUUCUGAUUCAAUUUCCAAUAAAGGGUCUCUGGAUUUGAGGCGGGUUUGGGUUUUCUUUAUCUGGGUCAUGGAUGUCCCUUGUGAUCUUGAAGUGGAUGUCAAUGGCGAAGCGGUUUUCAUUGUGGACAAGGUCGGACCCCUUUGCAUGAGUUCUCCCUUCAACAAUUUAUUACCUAUAACGACCUCUCACCAUUCUUUUGCAGGAAUUUGAAUAAGUAAAUUAUUGGGUAAAUACUCCGGCGUGGUGAAGAAUUUAAAGGUGAUAUUCCAUGACUUCCCUGGAGGGGCAGGGAGUUUUGAGCUCGUGGCAAGGUUCUGCUACAACAAUGGCAAAAUUGAGAUAAGUCCUUCUAAUCUUUCUCUCUUGCACAGCAUUGCACAUUUCAUGGAAAUGAACAAACCUGUUUCUGGAACCCUAAAUUUACUUGAGCAAGCCGAGAAAUCGCUUGAAGAGAUCAGGUAUUGGACAUGGUCUGAGCUUUUGCUAGCUCUGAAGCAGUGCCAAGAUUUGCUUCCUGUUUCGAACUCUUCGGGCAUACUUCAAAAGUGCUUGGAUUCUUUGGUUGGAAGGCUUGUGUUGGCUGGUGAAACUAGUCCAUGCCCGUCUACUUCUUCGCCUGAUAGCUCAGGGAUUCGGUUUUCUUCUGAUACUAGAAGCACCGAGAGCUUGAAAAGUAGCUCCUUUCGAGCAACGUGGUGGUUUGAAGAUCUUGCGGCUUUGAAUCUAGAUUUGGUUGAAAUGGUGACAAAAUUGAUGCUUUCCCGGAGAUUUGAUCAUGCUAUCAUAAGCAGGUUCCUCUUCUAUUACCAGAAAUCCAGGUUUGUUCUCGCUACAUCGGAUGAGAAGCAGAAAAUAACCGAGACUAUAGUGAGGCAGCUCCAUUCUCUGGAUCGAAGUGUUAUCUCUUGCAAGAGUUUAUUCGGGACUCUCAGAGUCUCCCCACAUCUCAACAUCAGCAAAUGCUGCAGAAACAAGUUAGAGAGCAUGAUCGGUUCACUGUUAGAUCAAGCAACCCUGGACAAUCUGCUUAUCCCAUCUCCCAGUGGAUCGAACCAUCAAUACGACGUGAAUUUGGUUCUGAGGUUCUUGAAGUCAUUCCUUGACAAAGGAAUAUGCAGGGUACCUUUUAUUCAAUUGAAGAAAGUUGCUACCUUGAUGGACUUGUAUAUAACAGAAGUAGCACCGGAUCCUUAUUUGAAGCCAUCGAAAUUUAUCGCUUUGGUUAAGGCCCUGCCAGAUUCUGCCAGAGACUCUUACGACAGUAUAUACCACUCCGUGGACAUGUAUCUACAGGUCCAUGCCGGAUUAUCUGAUGAGGAAAAGAUACACAUAUGUUGUGGACUGAAUUAUGAGAAACUCUCAUCAGAAGCUUGCAUCCACCUUGCCCAAAACAAGAGAUUUCCAUCCAAAUCGGCCGUCCAAGCUCUCAUCUCUCAGCAUAGCAAGCUCAAGAACUUGCUCCAAGAGACCAACCAAACAAAUCCCUCCAUCGAGUCGCCCUGCAGUUUCCCCGACACUGAUACCAAGGAUAAGAAAGACGAGGCCUGUGACCAAAUUGUGCUUUAUGCAGGAAGGCUCGACAUUUCGGCUGAAAAUGAGAAGCUCAGAGCUCACCUGCAAGGAAUGCAAUGGAGGGUGCUUGAGUUGGAGAAAGUUUGCAAGAAAAUGCAAACCCAAAUGACCAAAAUCAUGAAAUCAAGACUGUCAAGCCAAAAUAGUGCUAGAUCUUUACCCAGGCUAUGUUCAUGACAGACUAUAAUUUAUCUUCAUUUACUUAGCUUACUAUUAUAUUCAUAGUUAUUUUCCCUAAAUGUGUACAUAGAGCAUGAGAAGUGAGGAUUUGGUGAUUGUAGAACAGUUAUUUCCUUUUGUCUUUUCUGAAUGCACAGGAGGGAUUGAGACUUGAGAGGAGAAAGAAUGUUUGACACA
This is a messenger RNA of Diospyros lotus (date-plum), 2336 nucleotides long. RefSeq names its product BTB/POZ domain-containing protein At3g22104. Lineage: Eukaryota; Viridiplantae; Streptophyta; Magnoliopsida; Ericales; Ebenaceae. The coding region runs from base 792 to 2156 and encodes 454 amino acids. The transcript is spliced from 4 exons. The record is from RefSeq and is a predicted model, not a curated record.